Epinephelus moara (kelp grouper) is the source of this 3030-nucleotide messenger RNA. RefSeq names its product leucine-rich repeat and immunoglobulin-like domain-containing nogo receptor-interacting protein 1. The coding region runs from base 372 to 2198 and encodes 608 amino acids. The transcript is spliced from 2 exons. The record is from RefSeq and is a predicted model, not a curated record. Gene Ontology annotation, molecular function: protein binding. NCBI's taxonomy places the organism in Eukaryota, Metazoa, Chordata, Actinopteri, Perciformes, Serranidae.
AGCGAAGCAACAGGGGAACCGAGCUGCAGUAACACGCUGCCUCCGGAGUUGAAUAUUUCAGAAUGGGAGGAUGAAGCUCUCUUGUUGUGUUAUGUGUGUGUGUUUCUCUCCUAUUGCAGGCUUCAUUUGGAUGUAUUUCUGAGCAACAGAGGGUUUUGAGGUGGACCUGACAGAGCAAUAAGAUGUACUCUGCUCUUUGAAUUCUUUUUGCUUGUAUCAACAAUUUAUCCAGAGACAAUUUCAGAAAGAAAAAUCACACAUGCAAAUAUGCUUUCUUAUUUUUUGGUUGUUGUUUUUUUUACCUCAAAAUUGUGAAACUGGAGCUAUCACAAUGACGAGCCCUACAGACUGAAGAGACGGCAAGCCACCAGAUGUUUGAGGGGGUUGCUGUCCACCAUUGGCUGUGCUUGGGAGCUCUCUACUUGUUGGCAGUGGGGGUGGCAUUAACAUCCGAAACACGCCGGCCGUGUCCGCAGCUCUGCCGCUGCAACACCGUGCUGCUGGAGGUGAACUGCUCCGAUGGCCAGCUUACCACAGUGCCCGACGGUCUCCCGCAAAACACAAAACUGCUAAACUUAACACAUAAUAAGAUCAAGACUCUGGUGCACCAGCAGUUUCAGACUUUGACACAACUCAUAGACUUGGAUUUGAGUGAUAAUAUAAUGGUGAUAAUUGAAGUGGAAGCCUUUCUCGGCUUGCAAAGUCUGAUAACUCUGCGCCUUGCUCGCAACCACCUGAAGAUCAUUCCUGUGGGCGUGUUUGCUGGUCUGCCAAAACUGAAGUUACUGGACAUAAACAGUAAUGAGAUCCUUGUUCUUCUAGAUUUUACUUUCCGUGACUUAUCGGCCCUGCAGUUUAUCAAAGCAGCAGAUAAUGACUUUGUUUUCAUUUCUCGUCAAGCUUUCAUUGGCUUAACCAGCCUGCAAGAGCUGCAUCUUGAUGGCUGCAACCUCACUGCUGUGCCAACGGAGGCGCUCGCACAGCUAACUGGGCUGAGAAGGCUUCAUUUUCGCCGACUGGGCCUCACCACGCUGCCAAACUACUCUUUCCGUCAUUUAGAGCGCCUUACGGAGCUUGUCAUUUCUCACUGCCGCUGGCUGGAGACCCUGUCAGGAAAUAGUCUCUUCGGCCUGAACCUUACAUCUCUCACCAUAAGACACUGUAACCUCAGUGCUGUCCCAUACAUCCCUCUGCAUCAUCUUGUAUAUCUCGUUUACCUUGACCUUUCUUUUAACCCAAUUGCCUACAUUCAUGGGAACCUGCUUGAAGACUUGCUCCGGCUCCAAGAGCUUCAUCUGGUGGGGGGAUCAUUGCUGCGUGUCGAAAUCGGAGCAUUCAGGGGUCUGGCUCAUUUCAGAUUGCUGAAUGUAUCCAGAAACCUUCUCACCACACUGGAGGUAGGAGCUUUCCAUUCAGUGGACACCCUAAGAACUCUGGGGCUUGGUAACAACCCACUAACAUGUGACUGCCGUCUGCUGUGGGUAGUGCAAAGACGACCAUAUCUGGACUUUGGUGGAAAUUCACCGACUUGCACAACCUCAGCUCAGUUGCAGGGCUGGUAUUUUCUGGACUUUACUGAAGCCGAGCUCCCAGGCCUGCUCACAUGUCGACAGCCUCGUAUUCUGUACCAAAAACCUCCAGAAGUGAGAGUGGAUCAAGGACACACUGUGGUGUUUGAUUGCAAUGCAGAAGGUGACCCUCUGCCAUCUGUCACCUGGAUCAGCCCACAGUUAAAACCUCUAUCACCCAUUGGUAGAAUACGAGCUCUCUCUAAUGGCUCGCUGGAGGUUCGUUACGCUCAACCUCAAGACAGUGGUGCUUAUCUCUGUGUGGCAUCUAACGCGGCAGGAAAUGACAGCCUGUCCGUCAGCCUUCAUGUCCGAGCCUUUCCACCAUCUUCUAAAAACCCCCUUCGUCUUAAGGGAUGGUUUGCCUUUCCCUCUGCCUCUCCAGAUGUGAAUGGAAAUCACAAUAUCCCAUUUGAUGUCAAGACGUUACUGGUAGCUGGAACCAUCGGGUUCGUUUCAUUUUUCAGCUCUGUGAGCGUAUGUUUCAUCUUCAUGUUCUUCUGGAGCAAGAGUAAAGGGCAGAUAAAGCACACAGCCACAAUAGCGUAUGUGCCACGAAGCGCCAUGGCAAGUAAUAACGGAGGGAAAGGCAAUACGGAGACAAGCAGGUUCACCAUGAAACUAAUAUGAAAUUAAAUCAUGCGGUCCGUUCUGGAGAGGAGGAGACCUCUGUGAAUAAUUCGGUGACCAGAAAAAACCUCCUGAACAAUGAACACUGACACUAACUGCGAGAAAUUUCUGAUGGUUGCAAUCUGCAGUCCUCACCACUAGGUUCCACAAAAUCCUCCUACAUCUUACGCACUGCUCCUUUAAGAGCAUGUAAAAUUGUGUCCAACAAAGGCUGGCUGAUUCAUAUAAAUGUGAGCAUGUUAGCUAUGUUCUGCAAAAGUGACAAAGACAAGACAUGUAAUAAAUUGUGCUGGUGAAAGCCCCUCUGGAUGUUAAUGUGAGUUUACAUUUUAGGAACAUCUAGAAGAGUGCAACCAUGAUUAACUUUAUUUUCAUUUCUCCUUAUUUGUGAGACAGACACUUGAUUAUAAAAAAAAAACCCCUAAAUGCAAAGUAACCAAAGUUAGCAAUACUUAAUGAACAUAAUGCAUGUAAUAUGUAGAGAUGUAAAUUAUUCAGUCAACUGCUUGUUGCCAUUACCCUUAUUGAUGUUUAUGUAAAGAAACAAUUUAAGACCUUGUUUGUUUUGUUCAUUUGAUUUUUUAUAAACAGAAAUAGAUUUUUUAAUUGAAAUAAUUAUGAUGGAUCUCAGAUGGUAGCCUUGAGAUAACUAAAAAAAUAUACUAGGAAUGUUAACCUUAUGUGAAGGGUAAUGUACACAGUACUUGCAUCUGUAUCGCAUGUCAUUUCGACUUAAUUUGCAUACAAAUAUUUUGCUAGUAUUCUAAUAUUGUCACAUUUAUUGCUGUAGGCCACUUAUUUUUUAGGCUAAUGGAUGUGAGGAAUGUGUGUU